AUGGCAUCUACGAAAAAGUUACGCAUGGGUAUGAUCGGUGGUGGUCCAGGAGCUUUCAUAGUUCCGAUCCCGAGAAGUCCUAUGAAAUGGGAAAACAACUUGGACUUGCAUCAGAUCGUGUUUAUGCCACGAAUGGAUUUUGUUGCCAUCGUUACACCUAACCAUGUUCAUUAUGAACCUGCCGUUUUGGCUCUCCGUGCUGGUUUUGAUGUUGUUCUCGAUAAACCAAUGUGUUUAUCUCUUCAAGAAGCCCGUGAACUUUCUCAAAUCGUUCAUGACACUGGCCGCACUCUUUGUCUUACACAUACGUAUACAGGUUAUCCAAUGGUGAAACAAGCUCGUCAAAUGAUUGCGCGGAACGAUCUAGGCUCAAUUCGAAAAGUCUAUGUUGAAUAUCCGCAAGGUUGGUUAAGUCAUGCCGAGGUGAAUUCUAAACAGGCUCAAUGGCGACUCGACCCGAAACGUAGUGGACCUGCCGGAUGUCUCGGAGAUAUCGGUGUGCAUGCAUUCAAUCUAGCUGAAUAUAUAACUGGACUUCAAGUCACUCAUGUUUGUGCUGAUCUACAGAUCGUCAUUGCUGGUCGUCAACUCGAUGAUGAUGCGAGUGUCCUGCUACGUUUUAAUAAUGGAGCGACUGGUGUGUUAAUGGCUUCACAGAUUUGUACAGGUGAAGAAAACAAUUUGAAAAUUCGUGUCUAUGGCGAUAAAGGUUCCAUCGAAUGGCAACAUGCUGAUUGCAACACAUUAGCAGUGCGAUGGUUUGAUAGUCCAACGGAAAUUUAUCGUACUGGAACACCAUAUCUUUCGCAAAGUGCUAUACAUAAUACACGUGUACCAGCCGGACAUCCGGAAGGAUACAUUGAAGCAUUUGCAAAUAUUUAUCGUAAUUUUGCUCGAACAGUUCGUAGUAAAAUGAACGGCGAAGAGAACUUAUCGGAACAAUUGGAAGACUUUCCUGGUGUCAGAGAAGGUGUGCGUGGUAUGGCCUUCAUUGAAACAUGUGUAGCAAACAGUAAAAACAACGAGGAAAAAUGGACUGAAUUGAAAGAUUGA
Molecule: messenger RNA, 1053 nt
Organism: Adineta ricciae
Lineage: Eukaryota; Metazoa; Rotifera; Eurotatoria; Adinetida; Adinetidae
Source: the annotation of a GenBank genome assembly